This is a messenger RNA of Mycetomoellerius zeteki, 1582 nucleotides long. RefSeq names its product NADH dehydrogenase (ubiquinone) B22 subunit (gene ND-B22). Lineage: Eukaryota; Metazoa; Arthropoda; Insecta; Hymenoptera; Formicidae. Gene Ontology annotation, biological process: mitochondrial electron transport, NADH to ubiquinone. The coding region runs from base 86 to 517 and encodes 143 amino acids. Gene Ontology annotation, cellular component: respiratory chain complex I. The transcript is spliced from 2 exons. The record is from RefSeq and is a predicted model, not a curated record.
UUUUUUUUUUCUAUAGGAGUUGAUGGACUCUGGUUUAUUACGAGAGUACUUUUGGAGAGAAUUGCUAUCCUUUUAAACGUGAGUAAUGGCACAUCUUCCCUCAGAACUUGUAUCCCAUCAGCAGAAAGUAUGCAGGCUGUACAAACGCGCUGUACGUUGUGUUGAGGAUUGGUAUCAUAAUACACACGACCGCAGAUACGAGAUUGCAUUAUUGAGAGAGCGUUUUGACAAGAAUAAGGAUAUAAAGGAUUUGAGAUAUGCAAAGUAUCUAUUGGAGGAAGGAGAGAAGGAGUAUUCCUCCCUGAUACAUUAUCAACCAAUAACGUUCGCCGAAUCGCUCACAGGAGGGGCGUAUAACCGAGAGUGUUAUAUCCCAGACUGGACUUUGGAUUAUUGGCAUCCUCUAGAGAAAGCUAUGUAUCCCAAAUACUUCGCGCGUCGUGAACAAAUGAAGGACGAAUACGAGAAAUGGUACUUCAAAACCUACCCUGAAAUGAAGAAUAACAAAAGCCACUAAGCACUUGUAAAAAAUAUAUACCUGCAAUGGUAUUAUAUAAUGUAACAACUCUUGUAGAUGAUAUUGUAAUAUAAUAUACAUUAUAUAAGUCUAGAGAACAUUAUAGAAUAUCAUUCCUAUCACAAAACACCUUUGGCCGUGGUUAGAUUAGAGAUUGAAUUGAAAUUUAACCAAUCGGAAGAAAACCAAUUUCAAGUAUAAUGAAUUUUGAUUGGUUAAGUUCCAAUCUAAUCUCAAUUUCUAGUCUGAUUCUAGCCUGAUUACGAGAAUCACUGUUUUAAAAUCCAUCUCUACAGAGCAGCAAGCCAUUCGAUGCCUUUUAAAACAAAACACUUGCUCGUAUAUACGAUGGAUUUUGAACAGUGGUUCUCGUAAUCAGCCUAAAAUCAGACUAGAAAUUGAGAUUAGAUUGAAACUUAACCAAUCAAAAUUCAUUACACUUGAAAUUGGUUUUCUUCUGAUUGGUUAAAUUUCAAUUCAAUCUCAAUCUCUAAAUUUCAAUUCAAUUCUUAAAAGACUUGCGGAUCUGUAGAUCCGAGUUCAAUCACAUCUGCGAUUUUUCGCAUUUAAGGAGCCGAAAAUGGUUGUACUUGGUGAUUAAGACACCUGUGAUCACCAGCGCUGUUCGGAUCCAGUGUUUAAACUGUAGGUUCAUUAUAUCAGUAGAUAUGCGUCAUUCUGACAUGUUAGGAAUCGGAUAUUUGGCUAACAAAAUAAUUCCGGAAAAAUCAUUGUUUCGAAACCUCAUCUAAAGGAGGCUCGGUUUGGACCGUAGUGCCAUUGGAUGGAUGGUUUUUCGUUUCAUUAUGUAUUAUGUUUAUUAUUUAAUUAGAGUACAUAGUAAGCAACCUAGCAUACUUCUAUUUAUAAUUUAAUCCAUUAUAUAUUCAACAUAUGUAAUACUAACGCAGUACAAAGUAACAUACGUAGCUCGAAACUUGUCUAAAAUCUUUUUCUAACAUGCGGAUACAAUAAGAAAUUCUUGCGCUUGGACGUUUGUAAUUUCGAAUGCUAUCUCCGUGUAACAAAACGGGCGAAGCGUAUUGUCAAUUUGUCUACGAAAAA